This is a messenger RNA of Thermothelomyces thermophilus ATCC 42464, 795 nucleotides long. RefSeq lists its product as uncharacterized. The record is from RefSeq and is a predicted model, not a curated record. The transcript is spliced from 5 exons. The coding region runs from base 1 to 795 and encodes 264 amino acids. Lineage: Eukaryota; Fungi; Ascomycota; Sordariomycetes; Sordariales; Chaetomiaceae. Gene Ontology annotation, molecular function: ATP binding; protein serine/threonine kinase activity. Gene Ontology annotation, cellular component: nucleus; cytoplasm. Gene Ontology annotation, biological process: endocytosis; peptidyl-serine phosphorylation; signal transduction.
AUGCCUGACGAGGCCGCUACUCUGGUGAUAUCGCUGGACGCUAAUGAUGCCGCUUACUCUGCCGAUAAAAGCAACCUGAGCGAAGGGGCGUUCAGGGUCGUUUAUACUGGUACGAAAAUCUUAGGAGAGAUACCUGUAGUUAUUAAGUUCCUAAAAGACGAGUAUCGUACUUACCAAGUGAUCACUGAUCGCGGCAAAACUCAAGUAGAUAGUAUUCUACGCGUCUAUAGUUUCGGCCCUAUCUUUUUUCACAACGUUCUUGUGAUAGAUCAUCUUAGACCGUCGCUAGAGAGCAUCUUUGCAGAACGCGAGGGGAGGUUUACAGUCAAGACAGUAGUCAUAUUAGCCAAGCGUAUACUAGGUGUAGUUGAACGUGUUUACGCGAAAGGCAUUGUAUAUCGAGAUCUCAAGCCCGAUAAUUUCGUACUUGGGAGGCCGGGAACGCUAACUGCUAAUAUAGUACAUCUUAUCGAUUUUGGCAUAGCCAACCGCUACAAGGACCUAAAAACCGAGUUGCACAUCCCCUACCGCGAAGGCACGCCGCUCCUAGGUACUGCAAAGUAUAUAAGCAUCUACAUAUACCUUAGGCGGGAGCAAUCUCGACGAGAUGACCUCGAAUUGCUGUGGCAAGGGAUCAAGGCGCCGAAAAAAGAGAAAAACGAUCGAAUCAAACAGAAGAAGCAAGAGAUAACGAUUGAGGAUAUAUGCACUGGCUUCCCGGUGGAGUUUUCCGAAUGUCUUUGGUAUGUUCGUCACUUGGAUUUUGACGAUGAGCCGGACUAUGUAUACCUGUAG